Messenger RNA from Penicillium brevicompactum, 1080 nucleotides. RefSeq lists its product as uncharacterized. The record is from RefSeq and is a predicted model, not a curated record. The transcript has a single exon. The coding region runs from base 1 to 1080 and encodes 359 amino acids. Lineage: Eukaryota; Fungi; Ascomycota; Eurotiomycetes; Eurotiales; Aspergillaceae.
AUGACAGAGCCCAAUCUUUGCCCCGCUCAGUUCACUGACUACCACGAACAGACUCAGUGUGGCCUUUUCUCCCGUCUUCCGGCAGAAAUCCGUUAUGAGAUAUUUGCCAAUGCCCUGACAAGUGCUCCAAAUACUGCUCUACCGCUGGAGCAAGACGAGUAUUGCACCCGGCCAGGGUAUGAGACUCGGCACCGUACGUAUACCGAAUUGCUGCGAACCUGCAAGAAAAUCUAUAUGGAGGCAUGGUUCAUGCCGUUCAUCUGCUCAGAGCAUGCCUUCUUGAUGGCACAUUCAGACCGAACCCCGGAAAAGGCUAUCACAAUCGCGAGGAUGCAACAGGGCCUGGAUCUGAUCCAUGACCGACAUGGCGAGGUGCGAGGUGGUCAUGUCCGUGUAUUCCCUCAGCUCUGGGCACUUGAGGGCACGAGAGACUUGAAUGGGAUCCUCGGCUUGAAACAUUUCUACCCCACAUCCAUCACAAUCACAAUUCGAUACACCGACACCUGGAUGUGGGAGACAAACGAGGCCUUACAUAUCAAUGGAUCUUGGGCCAACAGGGUGGUGCUACCACCAAGUGUCACCAGAUUCUGCAUCGAUAUCGAGAGCAUCGAAAGACGCAAAGACGAAGUGGACUGGAUGGCUGAUCAAAUGGCCGACCAGUGGAAAUUCAAGCGCGGAGACCACACCACAAUGGUUGCAGACAAGUCCGAUGUCGCGAUAUCUAGGUGGACAGGUAGCUCAGUCCUAGGCGAACGUCGUUGGGUUCGUGAUGAGGUAGCACCUGGUCAGCUUCAGUAUUAUGUCAAGAGUGUACUCUGGCACCCUUCUCAGGAGUUGGAAGGUCGACACCAUAAUUGUGCUCUCGCAUUCGCUGGAACUCGACCAUCGCCGCGAGACUUUGAGUGGAGCUAUAUCAGUCAGGAUUAUUUGAAAUUUGCUCAAAUUCCAAUGAGUUUGCCAGCCGAGCAGGUGAUUGCAAAGUGCAUCGCUGAUGAGUACGACGAAAGCAAAUGCUACGGUACUGAUGCCUACUAUAUCUGUGGGCAUGGAUAUUCUGACGAUGAGAGUGACUCGGAGUGA